UUGUGGAUGGUGCAAAGGGCGGUUCUUUAGUAGAAAAAGCUUUGCACAAGGAAGCAGUCAAGGCCAUUCUUAAUGGAGCGGCUGUUUUCUUCCCGGAUAAACACGUCAGAAGGGACAAACUAUUCGACAUGAUGAAAAACAUUACCGAACAGGAUCAGCCAGAGUCAGUGAAGGUGACAUUUGAAUCGCUUUGCAAUUACUUCAGUGACCAGGAUCCAAGUGGCCUUCUCCUGCUCCCCCCUAAAGGGGCUCCCUCAGACUUUGACAUCAGCCCCAUACUGUCAGUAAUGGAGACGUUGCUGCUGGUGGCAACGAGAGAGUGUGAGGUGAUGAUGGUGGAUGAGAACAGUGGAGCCAGCAGGACGGUGUUGCUGUCCUUGUUUUGGGCUCUGCAGGGUAGUCUGCUCUCCUGGUGCUACCUGCAACUCAAAGGAGGAGCCUCCACCGCCAUCUCUAAGGAGCUGGCCAGAGACAUCCUACUGAAAU
Molecule: messenger RNA, 486 nt
Organism: Notothenia coriiceps (black rockcod)
Lineage: Eukaryota; Metazoa; Chordata; Actinopteri; Perciformes; Nototheniidae
Product: zinc finger ZZ-type and EF-hand domain-containing protein 1-like
Exons: 4
Source: RefSeq, a predicted model, not a curated record